AUGUCCCCCAUCUCCCACAACGACAUCGAAGCAGCAAACACCAAAGACCCCGAAACAACCUCCUCCCUCCUCCUCCUCCACCACCACCACCACCAACAACAACCGCUACAACAACAAUCCCCUCAACACCCACCCUCCCCACGAAUCCACUUCCUCGAAACCACCGCCCUCCUAGCAACUUACAUCCACCUCAACAUCGCCGUCGCCCUCCUCCUCUCGCUGGCCUUCAGCGCCACGCCCUGGCUGCAUCUCCUCCUCUGGUUCCCCUUCCUCAUCGGCAGCGCCAAGAUCCUCUACAGCAGCGCGUUGUGUCGGCGGCAGGCGUUUCUGUGUUUGGCGGUUUCGGCGACGGGGUUGUGGUUGGUGGUUAUGGGGUUUGUGGCGGCGCCGGGGUUGUGGAGGGGUGGGGAGGGGUGUUCGUGA
Messenger RNA from Zasmidium cellare ATCC 36951, 423 nucleotides. RefSeq lists its product as uncharacterized. Lineage: Eukaryota; Fungi; Ascomycota; Dothideomycetes; Mycosphaerellales; Mycosphaerellaceae. The transcript has a single exon. The coding region runs from base 1 to 423 and encodes 140 amino acids. The record is from RefSeq and is a predicted model, not a curated record.